Tricharina praecox is the source of this 1260-nucleotide messenger RNA. RefSeq lists its product as uncharacterized. The record is from RefSeq and is a predicted model, not a curated record. The transcript has 8 exons. NCBI's taxonomy places the organism in Eukaryota, Fungi, Ascomycota, Pezizomycetes, Pezizales, Pyronemataceae. Bases 169 to 1260 code for a protein of 363 amino acids.
CUUCAACUAUCAUCCUCCAACAACAUCACUUUGAUAAAUCCCCUCAAUAAUCAUUCUUUAACUCCAUCAUUAUAAUGUAUCAAGCUUCAGAACAACAUCCCGCAACAUCUGUCGCCGGCCACUGAAAGGCCAACUACGUCUCCCACCAGCUCCCAACUCUCGCUCACGAUGAACCUGCCGGUCAUUCCCCGCGUCUCUACCGGUGAGCUCUCCAAGAAAAAGCGCAAGCCGAUCGCCGCCGUCGGCUCCGACAACAAACCGAAGAAGACGAAGACCCUCCCAGGCCUCUUUCACGAUGCACCUGCCGACCAUCCCCCCGUCUCUACCGGUGAGGCGUCCAAGAAAAAUCGCAAGUCGACCGCCGCCGCCUCCGAAAAUAAAUCAAAGAAGACGAAGACCGCGAACGAUAACGACAAUGCACCUGCGACUCCCGGCCCGAGUACUGCGACUGCCGCACCGAGUACUGCGACUGUCGGAUCGAGUACUGCGACGCCAGGCCCGAGUAAUGAAACCGAAGAGGUCAAGGAGCACACUGGGUGGCCUAUGCUUGCCACCCGGGCCACGGUGCCCCGGCGCCGAGGUGCCCUCACGGCUAUUACGGCCGGUUUUCGCGUCGUCGUUACAAACUCGGACUGUGCCAGGGCGCUCACGCCGCCGGGCGAGAGGAUUAGAGGGUACUACAAGGCGGUAGAGCUGUGGGAGGUCGCAGGACUGUGGCAGGGUGCUCCUACAGCUGGCAAGUCAAUCGACAACGAGGAGACACCGGAAUCUACAGACCCCAGCUACAUGAGCGAUUUCCGUCGCUACCUCAUCCAGCGCGACACGUACAAGGACAAGAUUGGCCUGGCCACAGCGGAGAUUCGACGUUCCCUGGACCCCUCUGCGGACAUCGAGAAGGACUUCGACCGGGUGGCCAAGAUCGACGCCAACGUUGGUCUCUACAAGCUGAACGCUAUCCGCAGGGCCGACGUUGAUAGCGCGGCUGCUUACCACUCUCGAAUUCUGGAGGUAGCUAAAGAGUUGCGCAACGUGGGCACCGUGCUGCCGGAGACGGUUUUAGCGUUCUACAUGGUCCAAGGACUCCCGACGGGUGAUACCAGCUCCAGAUCUUCGAGCGCUUAUAUGCGUGGGACCGUCAUGAUUUAUUUGCAAUGUACCAACACCGAGUUGUCGACCGCCCUCUUUGCGAAGAAGGGUAUGGCCAAGAAGAAGGAUGGAGCUUCCGGGGGAUAUCAGGAUAAAGAUUCUAAGGCCAUCUAG